Solea solea (common sole) is the source of this 5872-nucleotide messenger RNA. It is a transcript of the gene pnpla6, whose product is annotated as patatin-like phospholipase domain containing 6. Gene Ontology annotation, biological process: phosphatidylcholine metabolic process. Gene Ontology annotation, cellular component: endoplasmic reticulum. NCBI's taxonomy places the organism in Eukaryota, Metazoa, Chordata, Actinopteri, Pleuronectiformes, Soleidae. Gene Ontology annotation, molecular function: phosphatidylcholine lysophospholipase A1 activity. The record is from RefSeq and is a predicted model, not a curated record. The coding region runs from base 129 to 4397 and encodes 1422 amino acids. The transcript has 38 exons.
UCUCGGGUGUUGAUUAGUCAGAGUUCAGGAAGUUCAAGGAGGCGGGGCUUAAUGAAAGCGGCGUACCGUUGCAUGUUAUUUGACAGUCGGUGACGUUUGACGGGAGACCAUCAGCUCAGUGGCUGUUGAUGGACCAUCCUUAUGAAGAAGCAGGGUUACAAUGGGACAGAACACCUCGAAACAAGAGGUCCAAGGAGACACAGCUGAGAAGUUUCAUAGUGCCAAUACAGACGAUGCAGACCUGCUCAGGCUUUGAUGGGGGAGCCAUUCACCCUGUUGACGGGCUUGAUAACAUCAAGACGUUUGUGGAGGAGGAACUACAGACAAGCAUGAUGUUGGGGGUAUUGAUUGGCGCAGGCAUUGUCAUAGUUGUCAUUGCCAUCCUCAUAUUCUUCAUCUGGAGGAGGAUCAAGCUACGGAAUCUAGAGGCCCAGGAGGCGCCCAAAUACCGCUUCCGCAAGAGGGACAAAGUCUUGUUCUACGGGCGAAAGAUAAUGCGUCAAGUCUCCCAGUCUACCUCUUCCCUGGUGGGUACCUCCUCUUCCUCGAGGCCACGCCUCAAGAAGAAGCAGAAGAUGCUCAACAUUGCCAAAAAUAUCCUGCGCUUCAAGAAGGAGGUGCCCACUCUUCAGGCUAAGGAGCCCCCUCCCUCAGUGCUGGAAGCAGACCUCACAGAAUUUGAUGUGGCCAACUCGCACCUCCCCUCUGAGGUGCUCUACAUGCUCAAAAAUGUCCGUGUGCUGGGUCACUUUGAGAAGCCCCUCUUCCUGGAGCUGUGCAAGCACAUGGUGUUUGUGCGGUUCCAACAAGGGGAGUAUGUGUUCAGGCCAGGCCAGCCUGACAGCAGCAUCUUUGUCGUGCAGGAUGGAAAACUUGAAUUGUGCCUUACUCAGACGGAUGGCAAAGAGAGUGUGGUGAAGGAGGUUUUCCCCGGUGACAGCGUCCACAGCCUCCUCAGCAUCCUGGAUGUCAUCACAGGCCAUCAGAGGCCUUACAAAACGGUGUCGGCACGGGCAGCAGAGGUUUCCACUGUUCUCCGAUUACCUGUCGAGGCCUUCCUUGCUAUAUUUGAGAAGUACCCUGAGAGCCUUGUGCGAGUAGUACAGAUUAUCAUGGUUCGUCUCCAAAGAGUAACUGUUCUAGCCCUGCACAACUAUCUGGGACUCACCAAUGAGCUCUUCAGCCAUGAAAUGCAGCCCUCGCGGUUGCUGCCUCAGGCACCUCAUCCGUCUCGCACCAGUCCCAUCCGCCAUGGCAAGCGCUUUGGCAGCCUGACAGUCCCAGAGGAACAUCGAGACGCUGCUGUUAAGGGUGAAACUACAGGAGGAGAACAGGGGAAGGAUGGAGCAGCAGUGCCAACUCUUAGCAGGACUAUCUCUAUGCCAGUGGACAUUGCCGGUAUACAGAAAGGUGUGAGGUCAGACUUUGACAUGGCAUAUGAAAGAGGACGGAUCUCUCUCUCUGCAGAGGAUGGCAACACUCCUCCCACCUUCACUCGGUCUGUGUCCCAGGAGCAGAAGGAGAGGAAGGUGACAGUAGAUGAAGUUCCUUCAGGGAUCUACUUGUAUCCAGAAGAAGAGUCAGGAGCGGACAACAUUUUUACACCGUUAUCCAGUCGGUCCAGUUCCACUGCUGCUCUGUUUGAGGAAGCUCAGAAAGAAGUCCUCAAACUCAUGAAGAUUGAGGAUCCAUCUUUAUUAAAUGGAAGAGUGACUCUGCACCAUGCGAAAGCUGGAACUGUCUUAGCGAGGCAGGGAGACCAGGAUGUGAGUCUGCACUUCGUUCUGUCUGGUUGUCUGCACGUCUACCAGAGGAUGAUCAACAAACAGGAGGAUGUCUGCUUGUUUGUGACCCACGCGGGGGAGAUGGUGGGUCAACUCGCUGUGCUCACUGGAGAACCACUCAUUUUCACCAUCAAGGCCCUUCGAGACUGUACUUACCUCAAAAUCUCCAAGUCGGAUUUCUAUGAGAUUAUGAGGGAGCAGCCCAGUGUGGUGCUGAGUGCAGCCCACACAAUGGCUGUUCGCAUGUCUCCUUUUGUCAGGCAAAUGGACUUUGCCAUUGACUGGAUGGCUGUGGAGGCAGGCAGAGCCCUCUAUCGACAAGAUGACAAGUCAGACUGCACCUAUAUUGUUCUGAACGGGCGUCUGCGUUCAGUCAUCCGCAAAGCAAAUGGCAAGAAAGAACUCGUUGGGGAAUAUGGCAGAGGAGACCUCAUUGGAGUGGUGGAGGCCUUGACCAAACAGCCAAGAGCCACCACUGUCCAUGCCGUGAGAGACACAGAGCUGGUCAAGCUGCCCGAGGGAACACUAAACAAUAUCAAAAGACGAUAUCCUCAAGUUGUGACACGGUUGAUCCACUUAUUAGGGCAAGAGAUUCUGAGGAACCUGCAGCAGGGUCGUGGGCCAUUUUCAGGCUCAGCCUUGAGUCUGCCCAGUAUGACAGCAGGUACAGAUGUAACCAAUCCAGCCAGCAACCUCUCUACUGUGGCUGUGCUACCUGUAGGCGAGGUGCCCAUCAGUGCAUUCAACCUGGAGCUCAGCCAUGCCCUCCGUGCCAUUGGCCCCACUCUGCUUUUAACCAGUGACAUCAUAAGAGAACGUUUGGGGGCUUCUGCUUUGGACAGUAUCCACGAGUACCGUCUGUCCGGCUGGCUGGCCCAGCAGGAGGACAUCAAUCGAAUUGUCCUCUACCAGACUGACAACAGCAUGACCCCAUGGACUCAGCGCUGCAUACGCCAGGCUGACUGCAUCCUCAUCGUUGGCCUGGGAGACCAGGAACCUACCCUGGGAGAGUUGGAGCAGAUGCUGGAGAACACAGCUGUGCGAGCUCUGAAGCAGCUAAUCCUUCUGCACAGAGAGGAUGGACCCAGCCCCUCCAGGACGGUCGAGUGGCUUAACAUGCGUAGCUGGUGCUCUGGCCAUCUUCACCUCAAGUGUCCUCGCAGGGUUUUCUCCAGACGUAGCCCCACCAAACUGAGGGAUGUAUAUGAAAAAGUGUUUGAGAAAACAGCAGACAGGCACAGUGAUUUCUCUCGGCUGGCCCGGGUCCUGACUGGAAACAGCAUCGCCCUGGUGCUGGGAGGAGGUGGAGCGAGAGGCUGCUCUCAUGUGGGUGUGAUCAAAGCAAUGGAGGAAGCAGGGAUUCCUAUUGACAUCGUGGGUGGGACCUCAAUUGGCUCCUUCAUUGGUGCACUGUACGCUGAGGAGAGGAGUGCUGUCAGAACCAAACAGAGAGCUAGAGAGUGGGCCAAGGCAAUGAACUCUGUUUUUAAAACAGUCCUGGACCUGACCUAUCCCAUCACUUCCAUGUUCUCUGGCUCUGCCUUCAACACCAGCAUCUACAAGGUGUUUCAGGACAAGCAAGCUGAGGAUCUGUGGCUGCCAUAUUUUAACGUCACUACAGACAUCACAGCCUCAGCCAUGCGUGUUCAUCAGGAUGGUUGCGUCUGGCGCUAUGUUAGAGCCAGCGCCUCCUACACCCCCUAUUUACCUCCCCUGUGCGACCCCAAGGAUGGCCACUUGCUUGUGGAUGGUUGUUAUGUUAACAAUGUCCCAGGCACUCUGUGGCGCUAUGUGCGGGCGAGCAUGACCCUCUCUGGGUACCUGCCGCCACUCUGUGACCCCAAAGAUGGCAACUUGCUAAUGGACGGUGGCUACAUCAACAACCUGCCAGCGGACAUUGCAAGGAACAUGGGUGCCAGAACCGUCAUUGCCAUCGAUGUCGGAAGCCAAGAUGAGACUGACCUCUGUAAUUAUGGCGACUGCUUGUCGGGCUGGUGGUUGCUGUGGAAACGGAUCAAUCCCUGGGCAGAGAAAGUAAAGGUACCAGACAUGGCGGAGAUCCAGUCUCGGCUGGCAUACGUGUCCUGUGUGCGGCAGUUAGAGGUGGUGAAGAAGAGCGCCUACUGCGAGUACAUCAGACCGCCCAUAGACCGCUUCAAGACCAUGGACUUUGGCAAGUUUGAUGAGAUCUACGAUGUGGGCUUCCAGCACGGCAAGUUGGUGUUCACUGGCUGGGCCCGAGGAGACAUCAUCAUGAACAUGCUGAAGGACCACCGUUCAGCCGAUUACAAUGACAGCAAGAGAACGGAUUCCUGCACCUGCUCGGGAGCCGACUUCACUGACCUCGCAGAGAUUGUAUCCAGGAUAGAUCCAGUCCAAAGCUAUGUCGCUGCAGAAGAGGAGUCAGACUGUCUGACGGAGUACGAGGAAGACGGGAUGGACACGGUGAGAGAGGAGGAGGAGGAGGAGGAGGAGGAGGAGGAGGCAGAGGACACGGAGGACCACUCUCCUGGAGAGUGGGGGCAGAAUGGAAUCUUCCAGACUGACGAAGAGAAACCUUUGAGGCAACGCCGGAAACUCACCAGUGACACCUCUGAAGUCUCCGACUGCUGACACAGGGCCACUGACAACAGGCGGGAGUUUCAGCAAGAACACGGGACAAAUCAUGGCUCCAUAAAUAGUACGGGCUUAAGACGUUGCCCCCUGUGACGUCUGAUACUCUGAAAUACUACUAUUACGCUCCUCCUGGAGGGAUUCGUCAAGAGGCAUCACACCGGUGUCACUCUGACCACAGCACCAUGUCUCACCUGCAGCUCCUUCUGCGUGCGCACGUGUCUCUCUGUCCUAACGGCUUUGUUGCACUCCGUCUCUUAACGUUGAAGACGUCUAACCUAGUCCGUUCAUUUUUUUGUGUUGCUUGUUUGAAUGAGUGUGCGUCGGACUGAGAUAUGAGCAAAGCUGCGAUGAGAUGGUAGCAGGACACUGAAAACAACAACAAGUUAGUUAGGUAAGUUUAGCAUGGAGAUUAGUUGGGAGUCAAGUAGGAGAGGCUCAUGAAUGAGUCAAGGCUGGAUCAGUGGUUUGUUUGUCAGUGUGCUGGAGAGAAAUGAUAACGUGAAGUAGCAGAAAAGUUAGAACCGUUAGCAACUGGUUUGGUCCAAGGAGAAAGUCACGAUGACAAAGAACUGAUGUGAGAAGAAUACGAACACUUAAAAUGGUCACAAUCAAAGUCAUCACUUUUUUAUGGAGUGGACUUCUCUGACCUCAGGAUAGAUUAUUGAGACGGAUGUGUUCAUCAAUGCUGCGGAAAGAUUCGGAAUGUUGUCGACCAGUGAGCCAUCAAACGCUACAGUAACUCGAUUUCAAAUCCAUGCACAGCACAGUAGGGUGAGCUCGGUUAAACUGCACGGCGGAUGAGACGCGAUGAGAGGGAGUGGAUGAGACGUGUGCGCUUCAUGUGUUUGUGUUUGAGCUCUUUGUUUGAAACGAUUUUUUUUAACCGGCGAUCAUUCGGCUGACGUUACACACGGAAAACAGUGCGUGACCCCUUUCUGCUUGCACACAGUUCUCACUUACGGUACUUCAGAGCUUCUGCAUAUUACUCAACAAUUAUUACAACAACAACAAAAAAAACAAAUCACAGACUGUUUGUUAUUUUAUGGAUGCACAGAAAACUUCUACUGGACUGAAAUCACACCUCAUGUAAUUAUGAAUAAUUAAAAGGGACCUAAUGUAAAAAGUGUAACAAGCCCCUGUUAUAAUAUAAACAGUGUUGAUAUUCUUGUAUGUAUAUGAGGUGGAUUUACUUCUUUUUUUUUAUUUUAUUUAAUUUAUUUAAUGUUAACUACUGGCUUUUAAUAGAUAGUUGUUGUUUUUUUGUUUUUAAAUCUGGAGAUGGGAGCUGUUUUUGUUUAAAUUAACUUGACUAGCAGUUUUUGCACUGAGUAAUUUUGAAGAAUUCCUUUUGCUUAGAACACGUUUGGUUUCAUGAUUUCCAUCCACCUCGAUGUUCCAAGGGAAUCUAAAUAUGAAGAGAUGCUAAUGUGACGUGCAUAUUAGAAAAUAAACACGAUAUGCAUAACAUGUUA